AUGGGUGAUACCAACAAUGGCUCUACUACAUUAACGUAUGAAUACAGACGCUCGUUGCGAUCCGAAGACAUACUGACCCUGACGGUAUGCCUCACUGUCAGCUCGUGUUGUGUUGCAAUGCGCCUGUAUUCGAAGAUCUCCAUCACACGAGCUCCGGGAUGGGAGGAUUUGACUUGUUUCAUGGCUUGGCUUGGCCUGAUAGGAUAUGGCGCCAUCACCUUCGAAACAGAUCGACAUGGGAACGGCAUUCACCAGUGGGCCGUCGCUGCUUCCGAUCUGAGAGAAUUCUCCAAGCUAGCGAACGCCUCACAGGUCCUCUACGGCCCUUUGAUCUAUAUCACUAAGCUAUCCAUUCUACUCUUAUAUCUCCGCCUCUUCGCGCCGUCAAAGCGCAACACCCCUUUCUGGCUCAUCCAAACCCUCAUCUGGAUGAAUUUCCUCUUCUACUUAGCCGACACCAUCGUCAAGAUCUGUGAAUGCAAACCUCGCGCCAAGAUCUGGGACCAAGACAUCCCCGGGCAGUGUAUCAACAUCAACAUCCCGAUCCUGGUUACGUCCAUCGUGAACGUUGUUUCGGACUUUCUCAUGCUCCUGCUUCCCAUUGUUUGUGUCUGGCGCUUACAGAUGACAUGGUGGAAGAAGAUGAGCCUUUCGGCUGUAUUUGCAGCCGGCAUCUUUGCUUGCAUCUGCAGCGUGAUGCGUCUCGUAGUCAGCGUCCGAAACCGCACCACGCGGGACAGAACGCAUGACUGGUUUCCGGAGUUCCUAUGGACCACCGCCGAGAUCACCUCAGGGAUCGUCGCUAGUUGCCUGCCCGCGCUGCCAAGUUUCUUCAAGCAUUCGUCCCAGAAAGCCAAGGCUUGGGUAUCGAGCAUCGGCACGGGGAGCGCUUCCACGCAGGUGAAGGGACCCCUUGCCGCCAUCGACCAAAGACCUGGACCGGGACCGGGGCCGGGACCUGCAAUGCGUACUAUUCCGCAGCGGCUCUGGAGAUCUGGCUACGACUUCACAAGUACUACGGAGUCGACGGCAGAUAGCUACUGGGAGAUGAGGGAUGUUGGGGCUUAUCGGGGCAUGUGCUAUACCACGACGGAGGCCACUGCCAAUCGGAGUGUACCAGAGGCGAUCAAUGUGGAUGGCCUUGAUCCGACAAGUGAGGAAGAGCAAAGGCCCAGAGCCGGGAUCUUGAAGAUCGUCGAGGUAGAUAUUGAGACUGGACCUGAGACGGAGCGAUGA
Aspergillus aculeatinus CBS 121060 is the source of this 1236-nucleotide messenger RNA. RefSeq lists its product as uncharacterized. The coding region runs from base 1 to 1236 and encodes 411 amino acids. The transcript has 6 exons. The record is from RefSeq and is a predicted model, not a curated record. NCBI's taxonomy places the organism in Eukaryota, Fungi, Ascomycota, Eurotiomycetes, Eurotiales, Aspergillaceae.